Molecule: messenger RNA, 1352 nt
Organism: Antrostomus carolinensis (chuck-will's-widow)
Lineage: Eukaryota; Metazoa; Chordata; Aves; Caprimulgiformes; Caprimulgidae
Gene: TOGARAM2
Product: TOG array regulator of axonemal microtubules 2
Exons: 10
Source: RefSeq, a predicted model, not a curated record
AUGGCAAUGCAAGAUGAUUUUGCAGCAGCUAAGCUCACUUCUCUGGUUGCUGUCUACUGUGGGAGUGUUCCUAAAUUCAAAUCCAGAUACACAGCUCUGCGAGGCGGAAGCAUUGACUCAAACUUGCAGUUUUGUGGCCGCCGUUGGACCACUGAAGAAGCCUUGACCCAGGACCCCCAAGAGAGGGAGGUGAGCAGCGCUGCCCUGAAAACUAUUCAGAUCAGUGACAAGCUGAAGACGAGGAUGAUGUCUGAAGAUCUGUUAGCUUCACAGAGAGGCCUGACUGACGGCAGUGACCCUGAGAGGGUUACCCUGAAACCAGUAGUUUCCCGCCCUGCUUCCCAGAGGCUCCUGGAAACAUCCAAGCCCGUGCCUCCUAUCCAGAAUCGCCUUCCUUCCUCAGAGCCCAGGACGAUGGGCAACAGAGAGCAGGAGCAUGGGGAACAUGGCACUGGCUGUGGUGACAGUGAUGGGAAUAACAAGGAGCCCACUAUGUUCUCCUAUUUCCAGGCUUCCCUGCUGCCCUUGUACUGCAGUGAUGAGGAUGGGAAGAAGUCACUGGGAGUGGCUUUGAUUCCCCCUAUCCCCAGAUCAGCGAGACCAUCUGAUGGGGAUGCUGGCAGCACUGCAGUGCCUCUCCCAAGCUCUCAGCACCUGGUUAUCCAAGGGGGACUGAAGAUGAGGCCAAGAUCAGGCAGCAGAAGUGAAGAGAGGACCCUUAAACAUCAAGAGCUCCAGACUCUGGAACCCAUCUUGCCUGUUCUUCAACGUCGCAAUGUUGGUGGCGUGAAAUCUGCCGGACAUUUGUGUGAACCUCUGCCCCCAUUAACAGGCCUCCCACUCAGCCAGGCCAAGGAGACGGAUCAUCUCAUGAGCCCUCGUCUUCCGAGCGACGAUGACUUGAAGGACAGCAAUGGAAAGAUCCAAGUUACCUUGUCCAAGUCAGCUCAGAAGAAAAUACUGCAGAAGCGGAUAGAGCUUUUACGCAGAGAGAGGGAGAAAGAGAUGGAAAAGUCCUUACAAAGAUACUUUUUGGUCUCUGCAGGCUUUGGCCCGCUGCCUGUCAAUGGGCCAGUUUCCACCUCCCCCAGCAUGAGCAACGCACGCAGAGAGCACGAUGGUGCUGUCUUGAAGAAGCGGAUCAACAGGUCCUCACUGCCCAGCAUCCGGGUCGUCAGCCAGGGUAGCAGCUCCCCACGCAACUCCUCAGUGGACUUGCUGCCGGCCAUUCCUCUGGACUUCCUGGAGCAGGGAGAAGAGUUGGAGUUUGGGGAUGCCCAGGAAGCCAGACCCUUCCCUUACCCACAGCAGGCGCUGCUCAAUGCGCUUAAAUGGCUCAGCAGUGACGACUG